This is a messenger RNA of Dendroctonus ponderosae (mountain pine beetle), 1079 nucleotides long. RefSeq names its product probable endopolygalacturonase II. Gene Ontology annotation, biological process: pectin catabolic process. Gene Ontology annotation, molecular function: polygalacturonase activity. Lineage: Eukaryota; Metazoa; Arthropoda; Insecta; Coleoptera; Curculionidae. Gene Ontology annotation, cellular component: extracellular region. The record is from RefSeq and is a predicted model, not a curated record.
AAGUGCUCAAUAUUGUUUAAUAAGAUAAGGUGUAUGGAAUAACUGCUGAAGUGAUUUACUGAUAAUACACAAGCCUAUAUACAGCGAAAUACAUUGAAAACCAUACAUUUUAAGCAGUUUUUUUAAACGCAAAAAUGAGUGCUUGGGCGGUUAAAUUCGUUGCGUUGUUUCUUCUCGUCCAAGGAGCUAUUGGCCGGGCAUCAGUUGGUAAAUUACAAGAAGGAUGUGAAAUAACUGAAUUUAGCGAAGUGCAAGUGGCUGUUGAAAUAUGUGACGUCCUGAUUCUCGAAAAUAUUUUUGUACCUGCUGGGAAAACUUUGAAUCUGAACUUAAGAGAUCAAGCCACACUUUACUUCCGAGGAACCAUCACAUUUGGUUACGCUGAAUGGGAAGGGCCUUUAGUAGCGAUCAAUGCAAGCAAUGCAGUUAUUGAAGGAGAAGAUGGUGCAGUUUUUAAUGGACAAGGCGAACUUUAUUGGGAUGGGCUUGGCGAAUGGGGCAGCUUAAAGCCCAAGUUCUUCAUUAUGCAGCUACAUCUACAAUCAAGAUGACUGUGUGGUUGUCUACAGCGGGUCAAAUAUUUUGGUCGAAGAUUUUAUUUGCUACGGAGGACACGGCCUGAGUAUCUCAGCAGGGCAUGAUGAUGAAAAUGUCGAGCUGAAUACUGUUUACAAUGUAACAUUCAGUGACUCAGUUGUUACAGAGGGCAAAAAUGCAAUUCAUGUCAAAACCCAUGUCGAUGGCGGUGAUGGACGAAUUGAGAAAGUGGUUUACAGGAACAUACAAUUCCAAGGGGCUAGUGAAUACGGAAUAAACAUUCAGGAAAACUAUCGGAAUCUUCCACCAAAUAGCACCAUGCCCGACCAGGCCAGAAACAAUAUUCCCAUAACCGACUUACAGUUGAUUAAUGUUGUUGGUUCGGUUGAUAGUUCGGCGGUUCCAAUAUACAUAUUCUGUGCAGAGGGUGGGUGCUUUGAAUGGGAAUUCACCGAAGUUGUAGUAACUGGAACUGAGGCAAAUAUGUGCAUCUAUGAACCAACCGAAGUUAUUUGCUAAAUAAUUAAAAAUUGUAUUAUUUA